Striga hermonthica is the source of this 263-nucleotide messenger RNA. The record is from the annotation of a GenBank genome assembly. Lineage: Eukaryota; Viridiplantae; Streptophyta; Magnoliopsida; Lamiales; Orobanchaceae.
CCUCGCCGGAGGAGCCAUCACCUUCACCAAAUGGGGGGUUCAGUCGAACCCAAAUCUGACGAGCGGAAGGCAAGACAGACACCAUCGACUCGGCCCGAGGCUGGAUGUCAACAGAUGUGCGACAGUUGCCAAGCGAGUAAUGAAUAGGACUGGUCAACAUAUAAUUUGUCCAAUCAAUGUGUUAGCAAAAAGUCACACAUGUAUCCAAACAAUGGGUAAGGCUACAGUUCCGUUACAGGACCAUUCUGUUGGAAUUCGUAACC